This is a messenger RNA of Cydia amplana, 405 nucleotides long. RefSeq names its product thioredoxin-2-like. NCBI's taxonomy places the organism in Eukaryota, Metazoa, Arthropoda, Insecta, Lepidoptera, Tortricidae. Gene Ontology annotation, cellular component: cytosol. The record is from RefSeq and is a predicted model, not a curated record. The transcript is spliced from 3 exons. Bases 24 to 344 code for a protein of 106 amino acids. Gene Ontology annotation, molecular function: protein-disulfide reductase activity.
UAUUUUCCUAGUUUAUUGGUAAAAUGGCCAUCCACAUCAAAGACGCCGACGACCUGAAGACCAGGCUGUCUGAGGCUGGCGACAAGCUGGUGGUCAUCGACUUCAUGGCCACCUGGUGCGGGCCCUGCAAGAUGAUCGGGCCCAAGCUAGAGGAGCUGGCCAACGAGAUGGCUGAUGCGCUGGUCGUGCUUAAGGUGGACGUGGACGAAAACGAGGAAAUAGCCGCCGAGUACAACGUCAACUCCAUGCCCACCUUCGUGUUCUUGAAGAACUCCAAGAAACUGGAGGAGUUCUCCGGCGCGAACGUCGACAAGCUUAAGAACACUAUCCUCAAGCUGAAGUAGAGCGUCGGCGACGGACUGUGUACUCGGGGGUAGGGUUAGACCAAAAACAGCAAAUAACACG